CUGUAUGCCCACCUACUUCGCUCAGCAGUCAGGGGCCGUUAACCUCACCAUCUGUGUACUGUCAGUAGGACUAGCAUAGCUUUACGCAUAGCCUGCCACUUACCAGCACACGACUGUUACCAAGCUGUCUUCAGUGACACUGGGAAAGUCCAAAAAGUAUGACCUUACAGCCAGUGAGUGCAGUGAACUGUGCAAGCCUUCUGCAGCCUGGAUGUUCCUUACUGUCACUGGAUGGGGACAUUUUCCUGUUUGGGCAGAAAGGCUGGCCGAAGCGCUCCUGUCCAACAGGGAUUUUUAUGGUGCGUUUGAAGACGGGAGAGCUCAAGUUGCGUCCUAUCUCCUUCUCCAACGAUUCCUGCUACCUUCCUCCAUUGCGCUGCCCUGCUGUGGCCCACCUAGAGCCUUGGGGCUCUGACCCAGAGUGCUACCUCAUUCACGGAGGCCGCACUCCCAACAAUGAGAUCUCUGGAAGCCUGUACCUUCUGAACCAGGACAGCCGCGGCAGCAACCGCAAGGUGACACUGCGCUGCCAGGAGAAGGAGCUGGUGGGAGAGAUGCCAGGACCACGAUUCGGGCACACGGCAAGUGUGGUGUACAGCCGGGGCAAGCGAGCCUGUGUCCUGUUUGGGGGUCGCUGCUACAGGCCACCGGGCGAACGAACCACAGAGACAUGGAACUGCGUGGUGGACUGUCCUCCACAGGUGUUCCUCAUAGACCUAGAUUUUGGCUGCUGCUCCUCCCAUAUUGUCCCAGAGCUCACUGACGGGCAGUCGUUUCAUGUGGCGCUAGCACGGGAUGAUUGCGUCUACAUUUUAGGGGGCCACAAUCUGUCCUCGGACACCCGGCCUGUACGUCUGCUCCGUAUCCAGGUCCAAUUACUCUUAGGUGGCCCGGUGCUCUCAUGCGACAUCAUGGACAAUGGCCUCUCGCUGACCAGUACCAUCACUGUCAAAUCAGGUCCCGGCCAUGAGUACGUGGUCCUGGGCGGCUACCAGUCUGAGAUCCAGAAACGGCUGGAGUGCAACAACGUGGUGCUGGAUGAUACCGGGAUCCACAUCGAACCCAGAGAUCCACCUCCAUGGACUGGGGAGAUCACCCACAGCCGUACCUGGUUCGGGGGGAGCUUGGGGAAGGGGAGUGCCUUGAUCGGGGUGCCCACCGAGGGAAGAUCAGCCCAGCCAGACGCCCACAGCUUCUACCAGGUGAGCUUCCAGAUGGAGGGAGAUGGAAGUGGUGAGGAAGCAAUGCAAGGGUGUAGCCAAGAAUCCACUGACUUUGAGGACUCCGCCCCUCUUGAGGACUCUGAGGAGCUGUACUUUGGCCGUGAGCCUCACGAGUUAGAAGAUAGCAGUGAUGAUGGCGAAGGCGACAUCUACAAUGAAGAGGAUGAAGAGGACGAGUCCCAAGCGGGUUACUGGGUGAGCUGCUGCCUGGGCUGCCAGGCGGAUCCCAACACAUGGGUGCCCUACUAUUCCACCGAGCUGCACCGGCCUGCCAUGAUCUUCUGCUCCGGGGGGGAGGGUGGUCAUUGGGUUCAUGCCCAGUGCAUGGACAUGACUGAGACUCUACUCUUGAAGCUCUCCCAGAACAGCAGCAAAUACUUCUGCCUCGACCAUGGGGGCAUGUCGCGGAAGGAGAUGACGCCACCACGCACUGCCACACCUUUGAAGCGUGUAACAAUGAAAUCACAGCACCGUAAGGCCCCCAUACGCCUCAGGAUGACCCCCACCAAGAAGAGUUUUCUCAGAAGGCUGUUUGAUUGACCCGGUACUUGACUGUAAUUUCCGUACAUUCCCCAUGACUCUGAAUAGGACAAGAGGUUACAGAAAACGGAUGGGACUGUAACAUGCCGAUUGACAGAAGGAAAUGCCUUUUAUUUUAAUACGCUUUUACUUAAUUUUAUAGCCUAUAUCUUUUUUAUGUGAAUUCAUUGCCAUUUGCAAUCCUA
This is a messenger RNA of Brienomyrus brachyistius, 1948 nucleotides long. It is a transcript of the gene rag2, whose product is annotated as recombination activating gene 2. The record is from RefSeq and is a predicted model, not a curated record. Lineage: Eukaryota; Metazoa; Chordata; Actinopteri; Osteoglossiformes; Mormyridae. The transcript is spliced from 2 exons. The coding region runs from base 159 to 1763 and encodes 534 amino acids. Gene Ontology annotation, cellular component: DNA recombinase complex; nucleus. Gene Ontology annotation, biological process: V(D)J recombination. Gene Ontology annotation, molecular function: sequence-specific DNA binding; protein binding.